Mangifera indica (mango) is the source of this 2170-nucleotide messenger RNA. Its product is annotated as pentatricopeptide repeat-containing protein At3g26782, mitochondrial. Gene Ontology annotation, molecular function: zinc ion binding; protein binding; RNA binding. Gene Ontology annotation, biological process: RNA modification. Lineage: Eukaryota; Viridiplantae; Streptophyta; Magnoliopsida; Sapindales; Anacardiaceae. The coding region runs from base 16 to 1995 and encodes 659 amino acids. The record is from RefSeq and is a predicted model, not a curated record. The transcript has 2 exons.
UUCCGCAAAGAUUGAAUGACGAGUCUGAAUUCUGCUUCAGUUUUCGCUGGAGUCUCCUAUAAACUCUUUAGCCGCCUCUACUCAUCCAACCCAAACCUCACGACCUGGUUCAACAAAUACAUCGACAAGACCAAUGUCUCCUCCUGGAACUCAAUCAUUGCUGACUUGGCUCGGAGCGGCGACUCAGUGGAAGCUCUUCGUGCUUUCUCUUCAAUGCGGAAACUCUCUCUUUCACCAAGUCGCUCUACCUUUCCAUGUACUAUCAAGUCCUGCUCUGCUUUGCUCGACCUUUACUCGGGAAAACAAGCCCACCAACAAGCACUUGUCUUCGGCUUUGAAGAUGACCUUUUUGUGUCUUCAUCUCUGAUCGAUAUGUACUCGAAAUGCGGUGAAUUGAGUGACGCGAGGAAACUGUUCGAUGAAAUUCCCUCGAGAAAUAUUGUCUCUUGGACGUCCAUGUUAACAGGGUACGUCCAAAACCAUUAUGCCCGGGAAGCUUUAUUACUUUUUAAGGAGUUUUUAAUCGAGGAGAGUGAAAGUGAAAAGAAUGAGAAUGUUUAUAUUGAUUCGGUAGCUAUGGUUUCCGUUUUAUCAGCAUGCUCUCGCAUUGCUUAUAAAACAGUGACGGAAGGGGUUCAUGGAUUUGUGAUGAAGAGAGGGUUUGAUGGUGAUGUUGGUGUUGGCAAUACUUUGAUGGAUGCUUAUGCGAAGUGUGGUUAUGUGGAUGUCUCUAGGAAAGUUUUUGAUGGAAUGAUUGGGAAGGAUGUGAUUUCUUGGAAUUCAAUUAUUGCUAAUUUUGCACAAAAUGGAAUUGCCGUGGAGGCUCUGGAUGUUUUUAAUAAAAUGGUAAACAAUUGUGAUGUCAAAUUCAAUGCGUGGACAUUGUCUGCUGUUUUAUUAGCCAUUUCGCAUAUUGGAGUUCUGCAUAUGGGCAAGUGUGUACAUGAUCAGGUUAUAAAGAUGGGUUUAGCGGAGAGUGUGAUCGUGGGUACUUCUAUUAUUGACAUGUAUUGCAAAUGUGGGAGAGUUGAUUUGGCAAGAAAGGCAUUCAAUUGCAUGAGGGAGAAGAAUGUCAAGUCAUGGACAGCCAUGAUUGCUGGUUAUGGAAUGCAUUGCCAUGCCAAAGAAGCUCUGGAAGUGUUUUAUGAAAUGAUAAGAGCUGGGGUCAGACCAAAUUAUAUUACCUUUUUGUCAGUUUUAGCUGCUUGUAGCCAUGCUGGUCUAGUACAAGAGGGUUGGCAUUGGUUUAAUACUAUGAACAGUGAAUUUAAUGUAGAGCCUGGAGUUGAGCACUAUAGCUGUAUGGUUGAUCUUCUUGGACGAGCUGGUCAUCUCAAGGAGGCUUAUGAUUUGAUUAAAAGAAUGAAGGUAAAGCCUGAUUUUGUAGUCUGGGGUUCUCUUCUUGGGGCUUGUAGAACUUAUAAGAAUGUGGAGCUUGGGGAGAUUGCUGCAAGGAAAUUAUUUGAAUUAGACCCAAAUAAUUGUGGGUACUAUGUCUUACUUUCCAACAUAUAUGCUGAUGCUGGAAAGUGGGAAGAUGCUGAGAGGACUAGAACACAUAUGAAGAAUCUUCAACUGGCUAAGCCUCCUGGAUUUAGUUUAGUUGAACUGAGAGGUAAGAUUCAUGUAUUCUUGGUUGGAGACACGGAGCAUCCUCAACAUGAGGAGAUCUACAACUAUUUGGAGGAACUAAAUGUGAAGCUGGAAGAAGUUGGCUAUGUACCUAAUAUGACAUCGGUGCUUCAUGAUGUUGAUGAGGAAGAAAAGAAGAUGACAUUGAGAGUUCAUAGUGAAAAGCUGGCAAUUGCCUUUGCAAUCAUGAAUUCAGUCCCAGGUAGUACAAUUCAGAUCAUUAAGAAUCUUAGGGUUUGUGGGGACUGCCAUAAUGUAAUUAAGUUGAUCUCCAAGAUUGUUAAUCGUGAAAUUGUUGUAAGAGAUUCAAAGCGAUUUCAUUAUUUCAAGGAUGGUCUGUGCUCCUGUGGUGAUUACUGGUGAUCUCUGUGCCUGUUGAGAAUAUGUUAAUAAAAAAUUUGAAGAACAAUGCAGACUUCUUACUAGGUCGAUUUAAUCUUGGUUAGAAAUGUAGCAAAUAUUGGCUUUGCACAAAAUUUUGAGGUGUUUUGAAAACAAGAUGUCAUCAUGAUUUGAUUGUGAAGUGUGAAAAACCAGA